This is a messenger RNA of Thelazia callipaeda (thelaziosis nematode), 684 nucleotides long. The record is from the annotation of a GenBank genome assembly. Lineage: Eukaryota; Metazoa; Nematoda; Chromadorea; Rhabditida; Thelaziidae.
AUGGAAUGGGAUGAGGAAGUUACAGCUGAAAAAAUUCUCAAAAUUGUGGUUUGUGGUGAUAGUGCCAGUGGUAAAACAUCAGUUUGUAGACGAUUUGUUCAAGAUUAUUUUGAUCGACAAUAUCAACAGACUGUAGGGUUGGAUUUCCUCUCCAAAAGGUUGACUUUACCUGGUAAUGUUCCCGUUCUUUUACAAAUUUGGGAUAUUGGAGGACAAAGCAUAGCAAGUCCAAUGCUUGGAAAAUACAUCAGUGGUGCACAUGGUGCCCUUGUAGUUUACGACGUUACCAGCAGUUCCAGUUUUGAGAACCUGAAAGACUGGAUUGACAUCAUGAAAGAGUACGCCAAACCCCAAGAGAAACCAAUCGUACUGAUGCUUGUUGGUAAUAAAACGGAUCUAGAACAUCGUAGAUCGGUUCGUAUAGAACGACAUACCAAAUUUGCAAUUCAAAAUAGCAUGUUCAAUCACUACGUCUCGGCGAAAACUGGUGAUAGCGUUUUGCUUAUGUUCAGGAAACUGGCUGCAGAAAUUCUUGGAAUUCCGUUGGAAGAAAAUGAUAAAGAUGCAGAUAUUGCUAUUGUAAAAGCUUAUGUUACUAUACCAACAGAAUCUGAAGCAAAAGUAUCGCAAAGACAGACAAACACAGACCAGUCUCGUAAUACAGCUGUCUGCUCACUUAUGUAA